CCAUGACAAAUGGAGAUAGGAUCAACGUUGGCUAUUCGUUCUAAUGAAUUUGACUUCAAUGAAUUUGAACUAAAUAUUUAUUUCUGUUAUGAGAUUUUCCAAUUUUUUGCAGCAUUAGUAUUUAUUAACUAUCAGCUCUGUAAAGACAACUCUAGCGAAAAUGAAAAGCAAACAAUUCUCAUUAAAGAAGUUUUCCCUCUCACUGUUUCGGAAAACUUUAAAACUGGCCCAUCCAAAUACUUUAAAUUUUGAAGAAGAACCUUCACCUUUAAUUUCAGUUUCCGGCUUUAAUGUUGAAGAGAGUCGUAAUAAUCUCUCUUACGGAGAUAUUGAUAUAAAACAGACUAAGAACUCAAAUGAUGAAAGAUGUGCAUUUUGUCAUGAAAUGCUUUCACUAAGUCUCCCCGGUGAAACAAUAAUUCCUUUAACUUGUCUUGAUCAAUGUCAUGAAGAUUGUUUGGUUGCAAGUUUUGACACUACCAAUUUAACUCAUUUACCUAUUUGUGGAGCUUGUAAUCAACCAACAAGAAGUUUAGAUGAAAGUAAUCAUUCAAAUAUUAUUCAGAGAUUAUUGUUAACAAAUAAUCCAAUAGAAGUAACGCAGGUAUAUUAUUCAGAAGAUGAAAAGGUUACUGAAAUUGGAGCAUAUGGUGUUGAUGAUAACAAUAAUGAUGAUAGCAAAGAUUCAUACUAUGAUGACUUAAUUAGCAAUAUUUUAAAUCCAAGAGUUCAAUGUUACAGUGACUUAAAUAGGCUAAAGAUUUCUGCAAACUCCACCUACAAAUUGGAUUAUUUAAUAAGCUUAAAGAGUCCAUUAGUGUACCAGAAGAAUGAACCCACCGUGGAAGAAAUCGAAAUUAGAUCCAAACUUGUGGAUUAUUUUAAGACCACUUUUCUUCAAAAUAUUCAAGAUACUAAUGGAGAAAUUGGCUUCAUAGAGGAAUUAGGAGAUUUGUUGAUGUUUGAUUAUUUUCAUAUUAGUACUAAUGCAACAAGCUGGGAUUGGAUGUGUUGCUAUUUAUUUGAAGACAUGCUCCUAUUGAUUGGGGAUGGAGUUUUAGUGGGUCAACUUUCUGUUUCUAAAGAUAUUUGUGGAGUGAACAGAACAACUAAUGAGGAUAUUCUAGCUAUUAAUUUGAGAACAGAAGUAUUACCAGAACUUUACUUAAAAAGCAAUAACAAGCUAGUUCUCUUAAAAUGGGAAUCAGUUCUCAUUGAUCUUUAUAAUUCGAACGCUUCUGGUAGGCCAAAUUUAUUUCAAUUCACAACCAAUGCAUGGCAGGAAGUCUGGGAUUCUGGUAUUGAACUAAGUGAAGAUGUGAAGAACUAUUCACAUUUGGCAAUAAACGGAAAAGAUAUUCCCUCCAAAUACUUAAUUCAAGCAUUACCUGAAGUUCAGCCUCUACCACUUAAUCUAGUAGUAUCAGUUCCAUUAUACAACAACACCCUGCUAACCGACAAUGACCUAAAACAAGAACUUGUCAGAAUACUCCGAAACAUAAAGGAAUUAUUAAGACCAAUUGAUAAAUUAGCUUUAAUUUUUGUAGGAACUUACCAAAAUAGGAAUCCCAAAGAUAAAAGUACUUUUAUAGGUUUCAUGCCCCCUGAAUGGAAAGAUUGGGAAGAAGUAUUUAAUGACAUUGUGAUCAUUCCAAAAGGAGAUCAAAUAUUCAAAACAGAGUGGAACGAACUCAUGUCUUCGUUUCAAAAAUGUCAAGAUUUGUACUCCCUAAUUCCAGAAUCAAAUACCGAAAUACAUAAACUAUUGGUUUUGAAUCUUCAAAGCAAAAGCGAAGAUAUAGAAUUAACUUCACUUGAAGUAAAAAAGUUGCUGCAAAUUAUUGACGAUAUUGCUGAAAAAAUAUCCAUUAGCAUAAUAAGAAUAGGAAAUGAUUAUACUAAUAAUUUAGAAAACUUGACUGAACUUCUUGCUGUCAUACCUCAAGAUAGAACCUUAUCUACAAAAUUCUCGAACCCAAUAAAGAGAUAUAAUUCAUUUGGUGAAUUUAUUGAUGGAAUCCCGAAAUUAAUUCAUAAUUUGCAAUCUAUAUGUAUACCAAAAUUAACUUUAGAAUUAAAAGUAGAUAAAUUAUUCGGAGAAUCACUUACAAUUUCAGAAGUAGAAAUUAACGGUAGUUUAAAAAAGUUCACCGAUAUUGAUUCUUUAAGAAUUCUUAUUCAAGAUAUUGGUCCAUUAUAUGAUAGGAAUAUAUUAUUAAAAGUUAAACUUUAUGUUUCAAAUCGUUUAUAUAAAGAUUUACAGUACGAAGAUCUUGAUAUAGUGAAAUAUGAUUAUUCAUGGUUAAAGUUUAGUGAGGGGGCACAAUCCGUAUCUCUAAAACUUUCAAAGAGUAAUUUCACAGAGAUAAUGGAAGAAUCUACUUCAACAUUACCAAAUUUUAUAAAUAGUGGGGAUUCCACUAUUCAAUUUUUAAAUAUUCCAUUAUUACCACCAUUAUCAUCGACAAGAGAGCCGGCGUUUUCUCGCCGACAAGCAGAGCUUUCGGUGAUUGAUGCGUUAAAAUCAACUCGCAUACUCAAUGCAAGCCAAUGCCAAGAUGUUCUACUAAACUCAAUUUCGUUAAUGUAUGCGAUGAUGAGCCUUUCAAAUGGAAACUCUAAUACGCAACGGUUGCGAAACAUAUUUGAAACAGUUCAUAGUAAACGGGAUUACAUUCAAAACUUAGAAGAAGAGUUGAAACACAUCAGUGACCUAUUUAUUGAGAAUAGUAGUAUGGCAUAUACCCACUGUCAGGAUUUAGUAUAUUUUCUUAUGUAAAGAGAAAGAAUUGAAAGAGUUAUAUAUAUAUAUAUUUACAUAUUACCCAAUUAGGAAAUAAAAAUUACUCGGCAAACUAUGUUCGACCCGAUAAAUUGUAAAAAAUAUAGGGGAACGAAGCUUCUUUUGUUUGAGAGAACUAUGUAAUGAAGCAUGAAUGAUAUAUGCAAGGCAUUGGCUGGUUGUUGAUGUUUACGUUUCGAAUUAUGAAGCGAACAUAUAUAAGAGAUAUUUUCUCGAAAUUUUUAAAUAUGAUUUUAAACAAUACUAUAAAAUAGUUCAACUAAGAUAAUAUGUCAAUUCAACUACGUUCAGGGGGCCCACUUACUUUAGCAAGUGUGAUACUUUUUCAACUUCCUAUUGUAUGGGGUGCUAAUCUCGGUGGCUUAGAUUCAAAUGAUCUGACAACAAAUACUAAUACUAAAAAGGCAACAAACACUAAAACCGAUACUAAAACCAAUACUGAUACAACAGCAAAUACCA
Scheffersomyces amazonensis is the source of this 3262-nucleotide messenger RNA. It is a transcript of the gene FAR1, whose product is annotated as cyclin-dependent protein serine/threonine kinase inhibiting protein. The transcript has a single exon. The record is from RefSeq and is a predicted model, not a curated record. Bases 161 to 2779 code for a protein of 872 amino acids. Lineage: Eukaryota; Fungi; Ascomycota; Pichiomycetes; Serinales; Debaryomycetaceae.